Molecule: messenger RNA, 2239 nt
Organism: Camarhynchus parvulus
Lineage: Eukaryota; Metazoa; Chordata; Aves; Passeriformes; Thraupidae
Gene: CLVS1
Product: clavesin 1
Exons: 6
Coding region: 410-1408 (332 amino acids)
Cellular component (GO): membrane
Molecular function (GO): phosphatidylinositol bisphosphate binding
Source: RefSeq, a predicted model, not a curated record
AAUCACAGCCCCGUGGAGCUGGCGCUCGCUCAUUCAGUUUUCUAGAGAGAUCUGAGCCGGAACUCGGGAGCCAGGAGAUCUUUCUCGCCCACACAGCUCAGCAGCAAGGACAUCUACAGGGGGAAAAAGCCCACCCCACGCAGCCCCCCGCCGCCCCACGACAGCUGCCGGCGCUGUGCAGUAAGUGGUGGAAUAAACAACACUUUCCUUUGGAUGGAUUAUAGUACGUGUGAACUGCCUGUUACUCUGCAAGAAUAAGAAAGCUCUGUGCUUUUACUUGUUAAGUAUCAGCUUGAUAGCAAAAAGCAUCUGGAUGGCUCACGGUCACAGCAGACCAUCACUUGAAUGGGAUCAGCACUUCUACUAAAAUAUCCGAAGUUAAGGAUUUGGAAAAGAGGUUUUUGCAGACAUGACCCAUUUACAAGCUGGACUUAGUCCAGAGACUAUAGAGAAAGCCCGCCUGGAACUGAAUGAAAACCCAGACAUUUUGCACCAGGAUAUCCAGCAAGUCAGGGACAUGAUCAUCACGAGGCCUGACAUUGGGUUUUUACGUACAGAUGAUGCCUUCAUCUUGAGAUUUCUCCGAGCCAGAAAGUUUCACCAAACGGAGGCCUUCAGACUGCUGGCUCAGUACUUCCAAUACCGCCAAUUAAAUCUGGAUAUGUUCAAAAACUUCAAGGCUGAUGACCCAGGAAUCAAACGGGCUCUGACAGACGGGUUUCCGGGAGUGCUGGAAAAUCGCGACCACUGCGGCAGGAAGAUUCUUCUGCUUUUUGCAGCCAACUGGGAUCAGAGUAGGAACUCCUUCAUAGAUAUCCUUCGGGCUAUUCUGCUUUCCUUGGAAGUGCUCAUUGAAGAUCAGGAGCUUCAAAUAAAUGGCUUCAUUCUAAUUAUAGACUGGAGCAACUUCUCCUUCAAGCAAGCUUCCAAGCUUACACCAUCUAUCCUCAAACUGGCCAUUGAAGGGUUACAGGACAGCUUUCCUGCACGUUUUGGAGGAGUCCAUUUUGUCAAUCAGCCCUGGUACAUCCAUGCCCUGUACACGCUAAUCAAACCAUUCCUCAAAGACAAGACAAGGAAAAGGAUCUUUCUGCACGGGAACAACCUGAACAGCCUCCACCAGCUAAUACACCCCGAAUGCCUGCCCUCUGAGUUUGGGGGGACUCUGCCUCCCUACGACAUGGGGACGUGGGCUCGAACGCUGCUGGGUCCCGACUACAGCGAUGAGAACGAGUACACCCACACCUCCUACAACGCCAUGCACGUGAAGCACGCCUCCUCCAACCUGGAGAGGGAGGCCUCGCCCAAGCCCAUGAAAAGGUCCCAGUCCGUGGUGGAAGCUGGCACGCUGAAACACGAAGACCAGGGGGAGAGUGAGAACACCCAGCCACUGCUGGCUCUGGACUGAGCUCUCAGGAGCCCCAGGGAGAUCCAUGAGCAGACCUCCACCCUGGCAGAACCCCACGGAGCACACCACACUCAGACACAUGCACGCACACACGCGUCUCGCUUGAUGACAAGUCCUUCGUGUUUCCUGACCAGUAACAACUGUCACCAGCCAUCUGUCCCCAGGGCUGGUGCUGAACAAAAACUGAGAAACUUCUACUGACACAGCAGUCUGUCCAUACACAAAGAAUUGGAUUUCUGGUUUUUUUUUCUCUUUGACUUGUGACAUUAAAAUAUUGGAAAUGGUGGGACUGCAUUCUCUGUUUAAAGAAACCAGGGUGUGUUCAUAGUGUUUCUGAAGACUUCAUCAGGGAUGUUCAUUUUAUAGAAGUGAAGGUUGCAAGAGUUUUAAAGAAAAGCAUCUCAAAUUUAAACUUUACGCUGUAAUCAGCAAGUGUAAUCUGAGUUAGAGGGCAGAAUCAUCAGCAUCUAUAGAGUACUUGAGUUUUACAGAAGGAUUUUGCAUUUAAAAAAGAACCCCAGUGCCAGCAUAAUGCCAUUCAACAUGACACGUUGCGACUGCCUCAUCCACGCAGCUUAUACGGGGGUCACAUUUCAGUAUCUAGCAAAAAUUGUUCUCAACUUUUGAAGCCCUUCUAAAACUGCCAGAUAAGUGGAAUGAGCUGUGUGAGCAGCAAACACACACAAUUUGAAAUGCAAUUACUUGAUUUUAAUAAUGAUCAAAAUUUCCACAGGCAAUUUAGGAGCCUAUAAGACACGUGCGUGUGCAUGUGUGUGCACAUGUGAAGGGGGUGGUUCCAGGGAGGCACACUGGACAAAUUCAGCAGUGAUU